AAGAUUUGUUAUUGGAUUCAGUUGACUCGAGGCGGCAGCAGGACGUCUAGGGAAUCGAUUUGCGGUCAGCGACGAACUGGGACGAUUCCACUCCGUCGGACACUUUUCGCCUUUAUUUUUCAGUUGCCUCCGUGUCAUCUCGGCCGCCCUUUCCUUUCGUAUGGUCCCUUCCCAUCGAGGCCCCUAACUUGUGGAACUGACGACGCGGAGUGGGAGCAUUUGCGGAAAGGGGAAAAAAAGCUGCGUUUUUGAUUCCUUGACGACUAGGAGUGGGAUCAGAUUGCUGGAACAAAUUCGCCUACUACUUGGGCUUGUCAGGCAGGAAGCUAGGAGCGGAACGUAAGAGGAGGAGAAGGGAGCGCAGAGGCUCCGGCGAAAGGCUAGGAAGAUGGUAAAGGAGACCGAUUACUAUGACGCUCUUGGGGUCAGUCCGUCGGCCACGGAGGCCGAGAUCAAGAAAGCAUAUUACAUGAAGGCAAGGCAGGUGCAUCCUGAUAAAAACCCAAAUGAUCCUCUUGCAGCUCAAAAUUUUCAGGCUUUGGGUGAGGCAUACCAAGUGUUAAGUGAUCCAACACAACGUCAAGCUUAUGAUGCUUAUGGAAAAUCAGGCAUUUCCACGGACACAAUUAUCGACCCUGCAGCAAUCUUUGCAAUGCUAUUCGGGAGUGAAUUAUUUGAGGACUACAUUGGCCAGCUUGCCAUGGCGUCAAUGGCUUCACUUGAUAUUUUCACUGAAGGAGAACAGACUGAUGCAAAAAAGUUGCAAGAAAAAAUGAGGGCUAUCCAAAAGGAGAGAGAGGAAAAACUUGCUGACAUACUGAAAAACCGGCUCCACCAGCAUGUUCAAGGAAACAAAGAUGAAUUCAUUCGACAUGCUGAAGCUGAGGUCACAAGGCUUUCUAAUGCAGCCUAUGGAGUAGACAUGUUAAAUACUAUAGGCUACAUCUAUGUGAGACAAGCGGCCAAAGAGCUUGGAAAAAAAGCCAUAUACUUGGGUGUUCCAUUUGUUGCUGAAUGGUUUAGAAACAAAGGUCACUUUAUAAAGUCACAAGUAACUGCUGCAACAGGUGCCAUUGCACUAAUGCAGCUACAAGAAGACCUUAAAAAGCAUCUUAGCACUGAAGGCAAUUACACAGAGGAAGAACUUCAAGAAUACAUGCAAAAUCAUAAAAAAGUGAUGGUUGAUUCGUUGUGGAAGCUUAAUGUUGCUGAUAUUGAAGCUACCUUGUCCCGCGUUUGUCAGAUGGUGCUUCAAGAAAACAAUGUCAAGAAAGAGGAGCUCCGUGCUCGAGCCAAAGGUCUAAAAGCUCUUGGAAAAAUAUUCCAGAAGGUUAAAGUUAACAACGGAAGUGAAGAAUCAGAAUCAACACGAAACAAAUUGGGUGGAAAUGAUGGAUGCGAUGGUGGCAGUUCACCAGACACACCACCAAAAUCCCCUAGUGGGCAAUCCUCAUAUGCAAGCCCUUCAGCUACACAGAGUCCAUACGUGGUGGAGGCCCCUCAGUUUACUGCUGCUAACUUCAACUUCCCCAUGCCCACUGCGCCACCCGGCGCUCAAAGAAACCCAUGAUCAUCAUCAACUUGCUUGUUUGUAGUUUUAGCGACUUGCUUUCUUAUGCUUUUCUGGAAAGGUUUGUUGUACAUCAGAGUUUAUAUUUCAUGUCUGGCUUAAUCAUUAUUUCCUGCUGUAGAAAGAUGAUGCCAUGUAAAUAAUAUGUAUUAUACAUGUUUGUAUACUUGAA
This is a messenger RNA of Zingiber officinale, 1742 nucleotides long. Its product is annotated as chaperone protein dnaJ 10-like. The transcript is spliced from 10 exons. NCBI's taxonomy places the organism in Eukaryota, Viridiplantae, Streptophyta, Magnoliopsida, Zingiberales, Zingiberaceae. The coding region runs from base 389 to 1570 and encodes 393 amino acids. The record is from RefSeq and is a predicted model, not a curated record.